Scheffersomyces coipomensis is the source of this 1176-nucleotide messenger RNA. RefSeq lists its product as uncharacterized. The transcript has a single exon. Lineage: Eukaryota; Fungi; Ascomycota; Pichiomycetes; Serinales; Debaryomycetaceae. The record is from RefSeq and is a predicted model, not a curated record. The coding region runs from base 103 to 1053 and encodes 316 amino acids.
UAUAAAUAAUGACAUUUCUUGCAUUAGUUUUAAAAUAAUUUGUACGUUUUUCUUUUCUUUUCUUUUCAUUUCUUUUCUAGUAUCAAAUAUCAAAAUAAAAUUAUGAUUUUCAGUAAUAAAGCUUAUGUUAUAGUUGUGUUUUUAUUAUCACAAUGUUUAGCCACAUUUGUGAAUACGGCUGACUUUUAUGAUUCUAAUAAUCCAAAAAUUUCAAUCGAACUUAAAGAGAAGGUUGAAAAUAAAUCAGUCUUUUUAGUGAACAGAGAUCAAGAAAUAAUCAAUUUAGCUUUUGAUGAUCAAAAAGAAUUAAAAGAAUCAGAAUUCUGGAAAAAAAUUGUGAAAAAGAAAGAUGUGGAUGUUGCAAGUAACACAUAUAUUCAUUUGAUCAAAGAAGAUGUUAUUUACUUGUUUGCUGAUUCAGAAAGGUUGCCAGACAAAACUAAGCGAGCUUGGGAUUGGGGUUGGGGGAAACCUAAACAUAGAACUGUUGAAAUGGUUGCACUUAAGUCAGGAGAAGUUCAAGAAGCAGUUGUGACUAAUAUUCCUGUCAGUCCCUGUAUUUCUAACGAACUUUCAAGUUCAGAGUCUACAUUUGAACAGUCAUAUAAAUGGAAUGCUAAAAUCUCACUUUCUCUUCAAGCAAAAGUUGAAGUUGACUUCAUGGCGUAUAUUGCAGCAGCAACUGCAGAAGUAUCUGGAUCCUUAUCUUUAGCCAGUACCGGAUCUGUCAAAUGUACCAUUGCUCCUGGUGGUAAAAUUCAAGUAUUUGGUGACUUGAGUUAUGCUUUUUUCCCUGAAGCUAGAGUAAAUAGCUUACAAUUUCGUGAAGGUGCUUUCAAAUAUGUUAAAGAUACUUGGGAAGUGGUUAGUGAAACUGGAGGAAAUUUAAAGAACUAUGGAAUUGUUUUGUUUAAUUUGAAUACUCCUCCCACAUAUUCUUGUGUUGACAAUACAGAUGUUGAAAUUAAGUUGAAAUGUGCACCUAAAGAAUAUUUUGAUAUAAAUUCUGAUAAUCCAACAGAUCCAUUAGAACAAAAUGGACCAAGAAGUUGAAAAAGGAUAUAACUCAUUAUAUAAAUUCUAUUACUUUACUAUUUUUAAAAUUUAUUUUAAUAAAGAAAAAUAUUUAUUUUUAAUAUUUUAAAUGGAUAUACAAUCUAUUAGUAGAGAAGAAAA